CCAAAUGACGUAACGACUCGGUAUAGAAGUGCGAUGCAGUCAUCGCAGUUUUCGGCCUCGCAUCAAAGUGUUGUGGGACUUUCGAUCGCGACGCGCACGCAAAAUCCAAUCAAUUUUCGUAUUUACAAACCAACCGUGUGUAUUUAUCAAAUCCAUUAGGAUCCAGUUCUUCGCGUCUCGCCGAGCAGCGUUCUUCAUCUCCAGUAAUUUAGUUUGCCCCUCAUUCCAAUCGCGUAUAUCAAAGAUGUCCGAAGCGAAGGCCGAUACCGUGCAAGGAUUGGGAUUUAAGGAUAAGGAGAAAGCUUUGGACACUAUUAAGAAUCUGGAGGGUAGAGAUCCUGAUUACCAGAAGCUCGCCAUAAAAGGACUUAUUGGCAGGGCAAAGCGUGUCCUCACACUCACGAAGGACAAGGAGAAGCUGCAGAACAUCAACGAUGCCAUGGCCACAUUCGACGGGUGGCUCAAGGAGUUCGAGAACUCCAACAAAGCUAAAGAGAAUAAACCCUACUUACCUUUAGACACCAUGAAGCUGCUGCUACCGUUAAAAGAACAGUACAAACUGGAAGAGGAUACGAAGCGUGAUGCUUUCAUGGAAGCGUAUAAAAGUGUUAAAGGGGAGUACAAGAACUUGCGCACAGUCCAAAGCGGAGACGAUGAACCGUCCUGGGAUAUUGUCAGGAACGCAGCGCUCAAGAAGAUCAUGAAGAAGAUCGACGAUGAAAAUCCGAACUUGUGGGACGACGAUUUACCAACGAAAGAGCACAUGGAAGUUAUCUUGUGGUCUUACAGCCCGGACGCAUUGAGAAUUAAGAAGAGUUUGAGCAAAAUCGAGGAUAAACUUGGCAAAGAUCAUAUGGAGGAUGACAAGGACGAUGAAGAUGAGGACGAGGACGAAGAGGAUGAAAAGGAAACGGACAAGGAGGAAGACAAGAACGGCAACAACGUGGAAGAGAAGAAGGCAGUGAAAAGGAAAUCGGAAGGUUCCUCAUCAGAUUCCGAUCAAGAGAGUCCAAAGAAGAAGAGUAAACAGUAAUUCGUCUGUAAAUGUUUCUU
Messenger RNA from Nicrophorus vespilloides, 1053 nucleotides. RefSeq names its product 46 kDa FK506-binding nuclear protein (gene Ude). NCBI's taxonomy places the organism in Eukaryota, Metazoa, Arthropoda, Insecta, Coleoptera, Silphidae. The record is from RefSeq and is a predicted model, not a curated record. Bases 245 to 1033 code for a protein of 262 amino acids. The transcript is spliced from 3 exons.